UAUUAAGUUUAUAACUAAAAGUGUGCUAUUGAUAAUAUUCAGGGAAAUUGUGCUAAUUGAUAUUAUAGUUUCAAAUAAGGUUGAUAUAAUUUUAGUGUGGACAUAUAAUUUAAAGUGGUUUGUGGUAUUGGAUAAUAAUGACGGACUACUAUUGUGCAUAUUGUAGUGAACUAGUGGGUGAUGAUGAUGAGGCUGUGUCCUGUGAUCUUUGUUCAAAAUGGCAGCAUCGCAUAUGCGAUACAGGUAUUACCAAGAGACAUUACAACCAGGCCAUGAGAGGCAAGAAAGAGCUCAUCUUCACGUGCUGCGCAUGUAAGGAGAAUGAGAUGGAAGACAGCGGGGCUGCUCAACAGCCCGAACAGAUGGAAGGUGUUGCCCACUCAACCAUGAUAGAUGCCAGUGAAGAACUCCCGCCACUACCAAGUAUUACAUUCAACUUGGAGUUCAGCCUUGGUACUUUAACCUCCACUGAUACCACUGCAGCGGACACAACAGGGGUUGAGCCGGACGACAACUAUGACAACACCGAGAACACCAACACCGAGAAUGAGCCUGACAACGCCCCCGCUUACUUCGACCUCAGUCGAGAUGGACCAACCCUUGUGCAGGUCAUUGUAGAAGACCCACUACCUGAUGUAUGA
This is a messenger RNA of Dreissena polymorpha, 641 nucleotides long. RefSeq lists its product as uncharacterized. The record is from RefSeq and is a predicted model, not a curated record. Lineage: Eukaryota; Metazoa; Mollusca; Bivalvia; Myida; Dreissenidae. The transcript has 3 exons. The coding region runs from base 138 to 641 and encodes 167 amino acids.